Molecule: messenger RNA, 922 nt
Organism: Silurus meridionalis
Lineage: Eukaryota; Metazoa; Chordata; Actinopteri; Siluriformes; Siluridae
Gene: cib1
Product: calcium and integrin binding 1 (calmyrin)
Exons: 7
Coding region: 108-677 (189 amino acids)
Molecular function (GO): calcium ion binding
Source: RefSeq, a predicted model, not a curated record
GUUACCAAGGAAACGCACACGUAGGCAGGAAGAGGAAGUGAAGUUCGCCUCGGUGGUAAAGUUUAUUAGCCAAAAAUUUAAGCUGACAGAUUUGUGUUUUUGCAGUUAUGGGUACCACAGCCACUAAAUUACCUAAGGAUCAGUUGUCGGAGUAUCAGGAGCUCACAUUCCUCACGAAACAAGAAAUUCUGUUGGCGCACAAGAGAUUCACUGAACUCCUCAACAGAAAUGACAGGCAACAAAUUAAUUCCCGUGUUCCCAUGAGUAAAAUUUGUACUUUGCCAGAGCUCAAGUCCAAUCCCUUUCAAAAAAGAAUCUGCCACGUCUUCUCCACGUCAGAGAUUAAGGAUGGGAGCUUAAGCUUUGAAGACUUCUUGGAUCUUUUGAGUGCCUUCAGUGAUUCAGCAACACUUGAAAUCAAAUCACACUAUGCAUUCCGAAUAUUUGAUUUUGAUGAUGAUGGGACACUCGAUUAUGGAGAUCUUGAGAAGUUGGUGAACUGUCUGACUGGGGAGUCAGCAGACACAAAACUCACUUCUGAAGAAAUGAAUCAGCUCAUAAACAAUAUCCUUGAGGAAUCAGACAUCGAUAAAGAUGGAACUGUAAACCUCUCUGAAUUUCAACAUGUUAUCUCCAGGUCUCCAGAUUUUGUCAGUUCAUUCAAGAUUGUGCUGUGAAGAUUAUGGAGAACCAAAGACAUUUUUUUAAAGUCCAGCUUGUUUUCAACACGCGUGCACUUUGCCCUUUACCCAACAGAACCUAUAUAACAUGAACUGUGGUAACUGUUUUUCCAUAACUGCCUUUGUAAUUGCAAAAAAUAAUUCUAAUUAUCUAUAAUUAACUAUUAUUUCUUACUAGUUUGUACACUUGUGUUGGAGAUGUAUUUGUAUAUUUGAUAAAUGCUUGUAAUUUUUUUCCUUUA